GUCUUCCCGAAAAAAAAAACUUUAGGGUGGUUCCCUUGGAUUUGUGAUUCGCCUCCUGUCACUCCAACUAUGAGUGUUCCAUAGUGCCUCAAAGAACCAUUUUUUGGUAAUUACUGAUCAAACAAAUUUUUUUCAAAACAGUGCAAGGUUUUCCGAAGGAAACCACAGUGCAUACAUACUUCACCUCCCCCAAAACAUAAAUGCCGAUCAAAACGACCUGUUCCCAUACUUCAGAAGAAGGAAGUUGAAUGGCUUCUAUAUUCUCACUAUCAUUCGUACAAAUACAUUCAUAAGAACCUCCUGGAACUACGGAGGGUUAGUAAUCAGAAACAAUUCACAUCAUUCUUGGGUACGACUUCAAUCACAUAAUGCCUGUGACGGAGGGGGGAAGGGUCUGGUUACUACAAUCAGUGACGGUUUGGGCCGGAGAAGAAAAAAUUGAGAAAAAAGUGAGCGCCUACGAUUUAGCGAUCUUUGAGUGAAAAGUCGUAACAGCAGGAAAAUGCAACUUAAACUAGUUGCAGAUACUGUUUCAACGUCGACUGAAGCUAAUGGCACUCCUCCAUUACCACGUCUGUGGGCCCAAACGGUUCACUAGAAAUUAGCAAUCAUCAAUGAACAAUUAUCGGGGUCCUCAUCCGUGCAUCUUCUCUGAAAAUUAUAAGAUGGUUCCUCAUAACACAAUGUACCAUAGGGCAUAAAUUCUCCAGGAAUAUCUCAAAACUUCUGAACUGACGAGGAACUUGGUGCAUAAUUGAGUGUACUCAUCCAAUGGAGUCUCGGAGUUGGCUUGGUUUGUCAACCUUUGAUCGCCGCGUUUGAAGGCAUCUGGAUCGUUAAUAGACUCAUCAUCUCCCGUAUGAUGAGAGGAGGUCCAACUCAAUUGGUCGACGGUUACAGGAGUAUGAAUGAGCAGCCCAUUCGUGAUCAGAUAGCAAAAAGGACCAAGAGGCGCUAGACGCUACAUUCAACAAGUCACUUCAAACAUCGUGGGGAAAAUCACAUAACAACUCCUGAUGGGCAUUUUUAAGAUCUACUUGAAAGAUUGCUGGACAGUAACCCGGUCUCUGAAAGGUGUUGGAACAAUCCAAGAUCCGGCACAUGAGAUCGACCGCUCGUCUCAAAGAAAAGUUCACCUGGUAGCUUCGGCGGUUCACUUCUACCCAGGCUUUAUUGAAAGGAGAACAUGAGCUCUCACAGCCCUAGGAGCUAGACAGGCUCGUGGAUGAAUGCACAACCGGACAAGGCGGUGAGGACUCCGUCGAGUUAUAGUGAAGUACAAAAAUUGGGGUGAUGUGCGGAAUCGAUGGUGUCCUUGAUGAUCCAAAGAACCCAUCGAAAAGUAUGGAAUAAAGCUGGAUGAUAUAUCGGUUUCUCCAAACGUGAUAGAGACCGUCAUGGACUUUCACCAAGACCAAAACUUUAUAACUGACAUCAACACAUUCACUUUCAAGAGAGUGAUAUUGCCGCUAAAAGAAACCGCGCUAAAUAUCUCCCGCCAUCUCUUUGGCUCAGCUUUUCGACACUCGCUAUAUCAAACUCUUCUUUUACUAACAACAAACUUUGGAUCGAGAAGUUUUACUUUUUCAGAUCAAAUGAAAUAACGCAUCUUCCUUCUGCUUUGUUUCUCUAUUCACAAGACUGUAUGCUCGGAGCCAUGAGCAAAUAAUGAACCAAGUUACAAGUGAUAUAUCCAGCAAUCGAAAAAUCACGGAAGCUGAGUCUAACAACGAUACUCAAUUUGAAAACGAUUGCGAGUUCUUGCCAGUUGAGCCCAGUAUUGGGAAAUCAAGCAGCAGAGUCGUCAAACUCAUAGCAAGAAGCGCAGAAGACGACGUACCUACGCCGCGAAUAUCGCAUCGUGAAACAAUCACGAAUUCCAGAGACCAAAUCUCAGAAAGUUCGCGAUCUUUACUUCCCAAUACAUGUUACCCCAAGGACUUCAUUCGAACAAAUACUCUCGCUGCCACUAGAAACUCUGCAAUUCAGCGCGCACCAGAGCCGAACGAGGAUUGGGAUCCAGCACCCUUGUCAUUAGGAUCCAAAUACAAGACUGAAAAACUUAACUUUGGCAAAGGACAGAGCCGUGGGAAAACCCUAGCUUCCGCAGAUUGGCACCAGCAGGCAAAUUUACAAGCUAGAACACGUCUUCCAGAUAGCCCAAUUCGUAGAAUAGGAAACACGUUUGGUCAUAACUCGUCGCUCAGAAUCUGCGAACCCACGGAGAUAGUCCCUUUGACAUUCCCAGGCUCACACAUCUGGAACACGGUCGAUAAACUACAGACGACUGCGCCUCAAACAGAAGAAGACAUGGAACUCAAGCCAUCCAGACGAAAUGAAUACAGGCGAAUUGAUCGGCUUCUUAAGGAAGACGUUCUACCUUCCCAGGAAAUAAUCGAUGAAUACGAGACAUCGUACGGGGAAUCAAUUCCUGUGAAGCUGCAGGUUCGCAUAGAUGUUUUGAAAGAUAAACUCAAAGUCGCCGCUGCUGCUGAAAAGAAGCGUAAGGCUCAGGCGAAAAAAGAAAAUCCACGCAAAACACCAAGGAUAAACACAGCGAGCUCACCUGCAUCAGGUUCCGAUUAUCUCAGGGAACCUUUCUCAGUUUCACCAAUUGAGGAAGAAGAAGAACGUUCCUUUCCAGCCGCGGUAUCAAGCAGCAGUCCAUUCUCUGUUAGGAACCUGAGCGAGUUGGGUCAGCAUGGUACGGGAAGUGAUAGGAACAGGCCAGUCUCUAUUGAAGAUGAUGGACCCUUGGACUUCAGAUGCGGUUCUCAAAUGAAGGAUGAAAACAAAACCAUUGUUGAGGUGGAAAAAAGUGCAGAAAUAAGAACUCUACCUGAAAUGACACAUACCGCGGUAACCACUCAAGCUUUCAGGAUUGGUGCGAAAACUGUCGGGAUCGCCAACAAACUCUUCGACGACCUAUCUGAAGCGGUGAUGGUAUUGAAGCAUACACGUCUGUUAACGGGUUCUGGAAUUGCAGAUGAAGUUAUUCGCAAUUUCGAGAGAUCCAAUUACACCCACAAAUUGGAGAAGCCAAGAUUCUUCUUUCUCGGGAAAUCCAAUGAUACGCAUCCGCAUUUCAUGAUUAAUGGUGCACCCAGUCCCUCUAGGUUUAUUCCCAUGUUUACCAUACCAAUGACUGAGAACGAUGAAACCAUGUUGAAGAUUCACCAGCAAAAUGUGUUGAAAGACUCGGCACUAUUCCAGGCAUCCGCUACCGGGGGUCACAAUCCAAUUACUUGGUACUCUACACAGGAAACAUGGAAACCAAAGACAAAGGUUAUUGCGGUCACAGAAGAUGAAUAUAACCACUUGGUUGAAGUACGAAAAACUCGCUAUGACGAUUUAACAAUGGAAGGCGAAACAGGGGCGCAGAACGGAACUAAUGCAGGCCCGCGUUCGAGACCUGCUGUUUCAGCCACGGGGAGCCUUCGCAACCGACCAUUGGCACACACUAGUGCCGUAUGGCCAAAGUGGGCAGAGGAAUCUUGGGAACAUCAGCGUACAAUGGUAAACAGAGCUAAGCAUGUUGCGGCAGAGUGGAACAAAGAACAGAGAGAACGAGUUGAGACUGCUAAUACAAAUUUGCCUGCAGACAAACAAGUGAAAUUCGAAAGUGUAGAGUGGGAAAGAUUUAUGAGGGUAACUGGAAAGCCAAGGGCACCAAUUCGAUCCAUGGAAUAUUUCGAGGAAGAAGCGAAUAUUUGGGACAGUGAAAUUAAUAACGAUACGGUUUUGUUGAGUCCCGGUCCCGCAAUCUCUAACAAAGAACAAACACCGUCCCCGCUACCACAAGUGCAGAAUCCUAUAUCGGUUCCCUCAGCCCAAUCAGUGGGUCCCUUGAAUCAACAAAUGAUUCCCUUAGCUCAAUCAAUGAGUUCCUCAGCCCAAUCAAUAGGUCCCUUGAAUCAACAAACGAUUCCCUUAGCCCAAUCAAUAGAUCCCUCAGCUCAAUCAAUGGAUCCCUCAGCUCAAUCAAUGGGUUCCUUGAAUCAACAAACGAUUCCCUCAGCCCAAUCAAUGGGUCCCUCAGCUCAAUCACUGGGUCCCUCAGCUCAAUCAAUGGGUUCCUUGAAUCAACAAACGGUUCCCUCAGCUCAAUCACUGGGUCCCUCAGCUCAAUCACUGGGUCCCUCAGCCCAACCAAUAGGUCCCUCAGCUCAAUCAAUGGGUCCCUCAGCCCAAUCAAUGGGUCCCUCAGCUCAAUCACUGGGUCCCUCAGCUCAAUCACUGGGUCCCUCAGCCCAACCAAUAGGUCCCUCAGCUCAAUCAAUGGGUCCCUCAGCCCAAUCAAUGGGUCCCUCAGCUCAAUCACUGGGUCCCUCAGCUCAAUCACUGGGUCCCUCAGCCCAACCAAUAGGUCCCUCAGCUCAAUCAAUGGGUCCCUCAGCCCAAUCAAUGGGUCCCUCAGCUCAAUCACUGGGUCCCUCAGCUCAAUUGAUAGUUCCAACACAGAUGCAGAAUUCCGCAACAGUAACUCCUGUCACGGAACAGCAGCCAGUAGUAUUACAGUCUGUAGAAUCUCAAAUGCCCCCACCUCGUCUAUUCAAUAAUACAUUGUUGAUUGAUCAACCCAAACCAAUUCACAAUCAAAAUUGGCAUGAGGAACAUCGGUUUCGGAGCUAUGGUAAUGACACCAUGGAAUCAAGUUACCCCAACUUGAGCCGCAGUUAUACUGCGUCUCCACAGUUUCAAACAUCAUCUUCGGGACCCAUGCAGCAUAUGCGAAUCCAUGGAUUGAGACAGGCAAAUGAUAUGCAAAUUCCUCGGCACUUUUCCGCAUCUCCAAUACUGAGCCAUGGUCACUCCAGUCAGGCAUUCUAUACUCCGGACCCAAGCACUAGUGGCCCUGUCUUGAAUGGCUCUCCACCAAUGCAUCAAGACUUGCAGCAACAAUACACGACCCAACGAUUCCCACAUUAUCAGUUCCAGCAACAUCAGUUCCCACAACAUCAGUUCCCGCAACAUCAGUUCCCGCAACAUCAGUUCCCACAAAAUCAGUUCCCACAAAAUCAGUUCCCACAACAUCAGUCCGCGCAGCACCAUGCUCACCAGGGGCAGAUUCCACGUCAUGACAGUCAUUUCAUUCAACCUGAGUACAGUUCCCCGGUACCAGUACCAUUUGUGACGUUGGCUCAGGUUCAGAACUCAGCACAGAGCCUUGUUCAGACUCCAGAUUUACCAGGAGAUGAUAGCACAGGGGAGAGUGAACAAGGAAAUCAAACAGGACCUUGGGAGGAGCAAGAGUAAAUAAAUUGAAUCAGUUGCAGGGUCACCAUUGUUUUCCGUUUAAAAGGUCUCGCGAUUCGGCUGGUUAGCAUGCAUGGUCAUUAUCAUAGGGAAAAUUUGCACACUAGGGCCACCAUCUUUUUUUUUCACUUAUGACUUCAUAUGCCUUGGCGCAUAUAUGUACCUAUCUUAUCAUUCCCAUUGGGUUAACAAAUCCUACGAGGACACAGGGGAAUGCCCUAAGGUGUGCACUUGGUACGUAUAACGCACCGCUUGUACUCUUAGUUCUUCAGCACCUUCGUACUCAGCUAUUAUCGUAGCAUAACAGUUAGUUCGCUCGAAUAAUUAUUUACUUUCUCA
This is a messenger RNA of Botrytis cinerea B05.10, 5595 nucleotides long. RefSeq lists its product as hypothetical. The transcript has 2 exons. The record is from RefSeq and is a predicted model, not a curated record. Lineage: Eukaryota; Fungi; Ascomycota; Leotiomycetes; Helotiales; Sclerotiniaceae. The coding region runs from base 1669 to 5256 and encodes 1195 amino acids.